UUCAGCUACUUCACCGAGGCCCUCGUCCUCAUCAGCGCGACCAAGUCGCGCCUCGCCAUCCAGCUCGUCGUCACCAACCUGUUGCGCACCGUCAUCGAGAAGGACGACCAGAGCCUCCUCGCCGUCAUGUACCUGUGCAGCAACCGCAUCGGCCCGUCGUACGAGCGCGACACCGAGCUCGGCAUCGGCUGGCAGGUCCUGUCGAAGGCCAUCAAGGAGACGUCCGGCAUCAGCCCGCAGCGCCUCAAGCAGCUCGCCAGCACGUGCGGCGAUCCGGGCGACAUCGCGUUCGAGGCGAGCAAGUCGGUGCGGCUGCUCGUACAGCCCGCGCCGCUCGAGUGUCACGGCGUGUACAAGACGUUGAUCCAGAUAGCCAAGCUCAAGGGCACGGGCGUCCUCGCGCAGAAGACGUCGCUCGUCAAGAAGCUCCUCCUCUCGGCGCAGCACGAGCAAGUGCGCUUUGUCGUGCGCAUACUCGCGUCAAACUUGCGCAUCGGCGCCGUCCGCCUCACGCUCCUCACGGCGCUCGCGCGCGCCUUCUGCCUCUCGCGGCCCGAGGGCGCAACGUGGGAGCGCGACGAGCGGUACGAGGUGAGCGAGGAGGAGCGGGCGGGCAUGCGCGAGCUCAAGCGCGCCGAGGCGCUCGUCCGCCGCGUGUGGGCCCGCCACCCCAACUUUGGCGACGUCGUCGGUGCGCUCCUUACAGGCGGUCUCGGCGAGCUCGAGGAGCGAGUCGGGCUGAGUGUCGGCAUCCCGCUCGAGCCCAUGCUUGGCUCCAUCACGCGCUCCCUGUCCGACAUCUACACGCGCCUCGGCUCUCGCCCGUUCGUGUCCGAGGCCAAGCUCGACGGCCAACGCGGCCAGAUCCACACGGGCGCAAGGGUGUGGAUGCGCGCGUUCAGCCGGCACCUCGAGGACAUGAGCGACAAGUACCCGGACAUUGGGUACAGCGUGCUCGCCCUCGUGCAGCGCGCCAACGCCGACCAGCUCAACAGCUUCAUCAUCGACUGCGAGGUCGUCGCCAUCGACCCGCAAACGGGCGCGUUCAAGACGUUCCAGGAGCUCUCGUAUCGGUCGAGGAAGGACGUCGAGCUCGGCGACAUCAAGGUUCGCGUCGGCAUCUACUGCUUCGACCUCAUGUACCUCAACGGCGAGUCGCUCCUCUCGGCCCCGUUCCGCCAACGUCGCUCGCUGCUCCACGCCAACUUUCCGCCGCUCGCGCCCGCCGACCCGCGCUUCGCCAAGUGGGAGCUCAUCCCGUCGUGCAUGGACAACGACCCGGCGGCCGUCAAGGCCUUCUUCAACGAGGCGCUCGGCAUGCGCGCCGAGGGCAUCAUGGUCAAGCUGCUCGACGAGGUCGAGGAGCAGCUCGUCAAGGGCGACCACGCCGACGACGACCUCGUGCUCGCCCACACGGACGACGACGACGACCUCGGCACCGCCAGUGACUCGGGCUCGUCUCGUACUCGGAGCCCCAAGCUCGGCGCCGCACCGACCUCCUCGUCGACCGCCGUCGCCGCCCUCAAGUCGCGUCGACGCGCCCUGCCCGCCACUUACGAGCCCGACAAGCGCGCCGACAGCUGGUGCAAGGUCAAGCGCGACUACUUAGAGGGCGACGACGCCAUCGGCGACUCGCUCGACCUCGUGCCCAUCGCCGGCUGGUGGGGCCAGGGUCGCAAGGCCGGGUGGUUCUCGCCGUUCCUCCUCGCGUGCUACGACGAGGAGACGGGCGCGUACACGGCGGUCACCAAGUGCCUUUCGGGCUUCAACGACGCGUUCUACAAGGCGAUGCGCGAGAAGUACCGCCCGGACGAGGACAACCUGCUCUCGGACACGACCGCUUUUGCCGACGUCGAAGCAGGCUCGCUUCGACCCGACGUGUGGUUCAAGCCGAGCGAGGUGUGGGAGAUUCGCGGUGCCGACUUUACGCUUUCGCCCGUGUACCCGGCGGCGCGCUCGGCCCUCGGCGGCGAGCGGGGCGUCUCUGUGCGGUUCCCGCGCUUCAUCAAGGUGCGCGACGACAAGGGGAUCGAGAACGCGACGACGGCCGAGCAGCUCGCGAGGCUGUACGAGGCGCAGGGAGCGGUGGGAGGACGAGGAGCGAGUGGGAAGAAGGUCGCCGACGAGGAGGAGGACGACGACGCGGCGCUGUAG
Messenger RNA from Rhodotorula graminis WP1, 2154 nucleotides. RefSeq lists its product as uncharacterized. Gene Ontology annotation, cellular component: DNA ligase III-XRCC1 complex. Gene Ontology annotation, molecular function: ATP binding; DNA ligase (ATP) activity; DNA binding. Gene Ontology annotation, biological process: lagging strand elongation; DNA recombination; DNA biosynthetic process. The annotation marks the transcript as partial. The transcript is spliced from 13 exons. Lineage: Eukaryota; Fungi; Basidiomycota; Microbotryomycetes; Sporidiobolales; Sporidiobolaceae. The record is from RefSeq and is a predicted model, not a curated record.